Molecule: messenger RNA, 636 nt
Organism: Orbilia oligospora ATCC 24927
Lineage: Eukaryota; Fungi; Ascomycota; Orbiliomycetes; Orbiliales; Orbiliaceae
Exons: 3
Coding region: 1-636 (211 amino acids)
Biological process (GO): mitotic cytokinesis; actomyosin structure organization
Cellular component (GO): myosin II complex; cytoplasm
Molecular function (GO): calcium ion binding; cytoskeletal motor regulator activity; myosin heavy chain binding
Source: RefSeq, a predicted model, not a curated record
AUGUUCCAGACACCCCCUCGAAACGUGAAGCCCUCGCCGCUGGGCUUCUUCUCCCCGACUUCCCCAUCGAAUCGUCCGUUUCGGCCGUCAGGUAGCCAGUUUUCGCCUGGAAAGUCUCCGGGUGCAGUAAAUAGCCCACCGAGUUCAUAUAACCAGCGAAAGGCGACACCGAAUGCCAUGAACCACUUGACACAACCCCAGAUUCAAGAGCUGAGGGAGAGCUUCCAGGUGCUGGAUAAGGAUGGCGAUGGGGUUAUAAACAGGGAUGACUUGAGUGCUAUGCUUAACAGUUUAGGACAAGAUCCAACUCCAACCCUUUUAUCGACAUAUUUCUCCAAUGUUCCGACACCGUUUAAUCUUGCAUCGUAUUUGACGACAUUGACGACUCAUUUAUCUGCAUUAUCACCUCGAGAUGAUAUAUUAGCUGCAUUCUCCGCAUUUGAUGAGAAUGACGAUGGCGUCGUUAAUCUAGACCUUUUGAAGGAAGCUCUAUUAGAUAUGGGAAUGAGGGAAGAUGAAGUUGAAAAGGCUUGUAGAGGGUGGACCAAUAAGAAAGGACUCGGUAUGGGAGGUGACAAAUUUAGAUACAGAGAGUUCGUGGAUACUGUUUGCGGGAAGGCAGAAGUGCAGGAGUAG